Molecule: messenger RNA, 870 nt
Organism: Portunus trituberculatus (swimming crab)
Lineage: Eukaryota; Metazoa; Arthropoda; Malacostraca; Decapoda; Portunidae
Exons: 4
Coding region: 167-646 (159 amino acids)
Source: RefSeq, a predicted model, not a curated record
GCUAGUACUGGAAGGUGUGUCGGUGGUAGCGGUUGUGUGUAGUGAGGUGCUGCACUGUUUCUCUUUCAGACCUUGGUGUGCCGCAGGGUGUUCGUUGUGACGCUUCAGUUUGCGUUGGAGGCCUCACCGCUUGUUUGGUGACUGUGUUAGUUCGCAAGUGUUAGCAAUGCUUGGAGGACGGACGUGUGGUGCGAGGCGCGUGCUGGCGGUGGUGGUGGUGGCUGUGAUGGUAGCGCACUUAGCUCUGGCUGAUGACUAUGACUGCGGCUACAAGACAGUGUGGCUGGAGAAAACGGAGUACAGACCGGUGCCUUACUACAACGGAGGAAAGUCGGUGGCUAACACGUACGAGCCGGUGUACCUCACGACUACGAUCCUCAACAAACAGUCAGUGCCUUACUUCAUCACGCAGACCCAGAACGUGCCCCAGUUCGUCACCAAGAAGGCCACGCUGCCCCAGUACAUCACCCACACCGUCAUCAACACCCUGCCCAAAUACAUCACUGUCACCGAGAAGUCAUACGUCACUGUGUACGCCACUCGAACACGGAAGAGUUACGAAACCAUCUGCCCCAAAGGAUACGGCCACGGGGGUCACGGUGGCCACGGGGGACAUGGCGGAUACGGAGGGGGACAUCACCACUGAGGUAAACAAGGAGUGGAAGGUUUUUAUAGCCGCGGCAGGACCGUGAGAAGAGUGAUGGAGUAACGUGCAUGAUGAUUUAUCAUUGUUGUUGUCACUGUUAUUGUUGUUGUUAGUCUCGUAGUAUAACCCAAAAAGUGUAUUUUCUAUGUCACGAAUUCCACGUAUGUACUACUCGUGCGUGCUAAUACAUGUUUUCUAGUCCUUGAUAAACUUGCAAACUUUGA